Molecule: messenger RNA, 6720 nt
Organism: Fonsecaea erecta
Lineage: Eukaryota; Fungi; Ascomycota; Eurotiomycetes; Chaetothyriales; Herpotrichiellaceae
Exons: 1
Coding region: 1-6720 (2239 amino acids)
Biological process (GO): nucleotide-excision repair, DNA gap filling; mitotic cell cycle; DNA replication
Cellular component (GO): epsilon DNA polymerase complex; nucleus
Molecular function (GO): nucleotide binding; DNA-directed DNA polymerase activity; zinc ion binding
Source: RefSeq, a predicted model, not a curated record
AUGCCCGUCCGAAAACCGUCGCGAUAUGGCUCGAACGUAAGACUGGGAAAGGAUAUCUCACGCGGGCGGCGAACCAAGACGAUCGAUGCCUCUUCACUGCGCGCCACCGAGCGAACAUCUCAAGAUGAAAAGAUUCAGGCCACCCGGCUGGCAAACAGCAUCGACGAUGCCAUGGGCUUCCCUAAGUAUGACUCUGGCAAAAGAAGAGUGGGGUGGCUCUACAACAUGCACAGCACUUCGAUUGAAGACCCAAGAGUACCGGGUGGUCGCGCUGGAGUUGAUUUCUACUUUAUCGGUGAUGACGGUGAAAACUUCAAGGCUACGGUUGACUACGACCCGUACUUCCUGUUGGCGGUGAAAAGAGGCCGAGAAGUUGAGGUCGAGGAGUGGUGCAAGAGGAUGUUUGAAGGACUUGUCAAAUCAGUCAACCGCAUAACCAAAGAAGACCUACAAAUGCCGAAUCAUCUCCUUGGAUACAAACGGACAUUCCUCCAGCUCACAUUUGCAAACGUCUCGGACCUGCUCAAUGUUCGCAAAACACUUUUACCCAUUGCGGAAAAAAAUAAAGAGAAAGUGAAUGCAAUGGACACAUAUGCGGAGGUUGCUAGUGCAGCAGCGGGCUUUGAUGUGUACGACGAAGACCAAGCGACCGAUACUCGACCGAACGGAAUUGCAGACGCCAGCGACUACAUCGUGGACAUCCGAGAAUAUGACGUUCCAUACCAUGUUCGUGUUACAAUCGACAAGGACAUCCGAAUUGGAAAAUGGUACACCGUCGAGUCUACACAUGGGUCGGUCUCCUUGACGUGCCUAGAAGAACGUCUACAGCGCGCUGACCCCGUCGUCCUCGCAUUUGAUAUUGAAACCACGAAGCUGCCGUUGAAAUUUCCCGACCAAGUGAUUGAUCAGAUCAUGAUGAUUUCAUACAUGAUCGACGGGCAAGGCUUCCUCAUCACGAACAGAGAAAUUGUCUCAGAGGACAUUUCCGAUUUUGACUAUACCCCAAAGGCGGAAUAUGAUGGACCGUUCCUGAUAUUCAACGAGCCAAACGAACGUGCCUGCAUCGAACGGUUUUUCUCCCAUAUCAAGGCAGCUCGACCUACAGUUAUCGCAACGUACAACGGAGACUUCUUCGACUGGCCGUUUGUCGAGGCCAGGGCCGGCGUAAAUGGCAUCGACAUGUACACUGAAAUCGGAUUCCGCAGGAAUAAUGAAGAUAUCUACCAGAGCAAUUACUGUGUCCACAUGGAUUGCUUUGCCUGGGUCAACAGGGACAGCUACCUGCCUCAAGGGAGUCGGGGUCUGAAAGCUGUCACAGUUGCAAAGCUUGGGUACGAUCCGGAUGAACUCGAUCCUGAACUGAUGACCCCCUAUGCAAACGAACAUCCUCAAAUUCUUGCGGAAUACUCUGUUUCUGACGCUGUUGCGACGUACUACCUUUACAUGAAGUAUAUCCAUCCCUUUAUUUUUUCACUCUGUACAAUUAUCCCACUCAAUCCGGACGAUACCCUACGGAAAGGUACAGGUACACUAUGCGAGAUGUUGUUGAUGGUCCAGGCAUAUCAGAAGAAUAUUGUGCUCCCAAACAAACACAAAGAACCGAGAGAAGCUUUCUGGGAGGGUCAUCUACUCGAGUCUGAAACUUACGUUGGCGGACAUGUGGAGAGUAUUGAGGCCGGUGUCUUCCGUGCGGACAUACCUGUCAACUUUGCCAUCGAUACGACGGCGAUUGACGAGCUCUUGCGCGAUCUUGAUGCAGCCUUGACGUUUUGCAUUACCGUCGAAGAGAAAAAAUCUCUGGCGGAGGUUACGAAUUACGAAGAAAUCCGAGCACAAAUUGUUGAAAAGUUGGAAGAACUAAAGAGUACGCCUAACAGAAAUGAACGCCCUCUGAUAUACCACUUGGAUGUUGCAUCCAUGUAUCCCAACAUCAUGACUACGAAUCGCCUUCAACCCGAUUCUAUGAUAGCUGAAUCAGAUUGCGCUGCCUGCGACUUCAAUCGACCUGGGAAGACAUGUGAUAGAAGAUUGCCAUGGGCAUGGAGAGGAGAGUUCUUGCCAACCAAGAGAGACGAAUACAACAUGAUACGCCGAGCAGUGGCGAAUGAGACAUUUCCCGGAAGAGGCCCCAAAGCACCUAGACGAGCCUUUCAAGAAUUGAGUUUGGACGAGCAAGCUGCCGCAGUGCGGAAAAGACUCCAAGAAUAUUCCAAAAAAAUCUACCACAAGAUCCAUGAUUCCAAAACCAUCGAACGGGAGGCUAUCAUCUGCCAAAGGGAGAAUCCCUUCUACGUCGACACUGUCCGCGACUUUCGAGAUAGGCGGUAUGACUUCAAGGGGAAGCAGAAAGUCUGGAAGGGGAAGACGGAAGCACUGAAAUCUUCUGGAGCCCCUGGUCAGGAGAUUGAAGAGGCCAAAAAAAUGAUUGUGCUCUAUGACUCUUUGCAGCUAGCCCACAAGGUCAUUCUCAACUCUUUCUACGGCUACGUCAUGCGCAAGGGAUCCAGAUGGUACUCCAUGGAAAUGGCAGGUGUCACAUGUCUCACUGGCGCGCACAUUAUCCAAAUGGCGCGCGAGCUCGUUGAACGAAUCGGUCGACCGUUGGAAUUAGACACCGAUGGAAUUUGGUGUAUGCUUCCAGCGACUUUCCCGGAGAAUGUCAUUUUCACUUUGAAAAAUGGCAAGAAGCUGCCGAUUUCUUACCCUUGCGUGAUGCUCAAUCAUCUGGUUCACGCCCGUUUCACCAAUCACCAGUACCAGAGUCUAGUGGACCCAGCCACUUUCAAGUAUGAAACCCAUAGCGACAAUUCAAUCUUCUUUGAGGUUGACGGUCCUUACAAGGCGAUGAUCCUCCCAACCUCCAAGGAGGAAGACAAGAACUUAAAGAAACGAUACGCAGUGUUCAACCACGAUGGGAGUCUUGCCGAGCUGAAAGGGUUUGAGGUCAAACGAAGAGGCGAGUUGAAGCUCAUCAAAAUUUUCCAGACUCAGAUUUUCAAAUUCUUUCUGGAAGGGAGCACUUUAGCGGAAACAUACGCAGCAGUAGCCCGUGUGGCAAACCGCUGGCUUGAUGUCCUACAUUCGCAUGGGUCCACGCUUGCUGAUGAAGAGCUCAUUGAUUUGAUUUGCGAAAAUAAAAGCAUGACCAAAACGCUUGAAGAAUAUGGAGGUCAGAAAUCAACAUCGAUUACAACAGCAAAGCGACUGGCAGAAUUUCUGGGAGAUCAAAUGAUCAAGGACAAAGGCCUGAAUUGCAAAUAUAUCAUUUCCGCCAGACCCAGGAAUACACCCGUCACAGACCGAGCCAUUCCUGUUGCGAUCUUUUCGGCCGAUGAUAGCAUUAAACGCUUCUUCUUGCGGAAGUGGCUUAAGGAAGAUCCGUCGGAUAUGGAUCCCAGAACAGUAAUCGACUGGGACUACUACCUGGAGCGCCUUGGUUCUGUCAUCCAGAAGCUCAUAACAAUCCCUGCUGCUUUGCAGAAGAUCAGAAACCCUGUGCCACGUGUCGCGCACCCGGACUGGUUGCAGAAACGGAUUACCGCAAAGGACGACAAGUUUAAACAGAAGAAGAUGACCGACCUGCUUGAGAAGAGACCCCUUACCGAGCGUUCUGUCAAUCUCUUGGAUCAUCAACUGCUUGCCAGUAGAGACAUCGAGGACGCCCUCGGCACUCAACUGAAGCACCCGGAGCAAGUCACCAAACCUGCAAAACGAAAGGCCUCGGAACCAACCAGUCGCAAUCUUGUGGAUGCUCUUCCGCCUUCCCCUUCUGAGGCUCCAUUGAUUGAUGAAGACUAUCGAGGUUGGCUCCAGUAUCAGAAGAGAAAAUGGAAGUCACAAAAGCAAGCCAAAGCCCGACGACGUCAAUUGUUCGGGGAACGACCAAAUGUGGCUACAGAUUCCAUUAGCAGCUUCUUCCGCAACCAAGCCGAAAUGAUGUACACCAAUACCUGGCAUGUUCUGCAACUACGUCAAGGGGAUUCACCUGGUGAAGUGACAGCGUUUGUGGUUAUUGGCAAGAAGAUUCACACGUUACAUAUCAAGGUCCCCCGCACGCUGUAUCUCAAUCUCAAGGGAGAAGAGCUUCCCAAUGUCGACAUUCCCGGCUGCGAUGUUGAAAAGGUCAACCAUGUGUUACCGAAUGGCCAUCUGUCGGUGCACCUGUUUCAAUUGACGAUGCCUGAGGACACUUAUUUGCGGGAAGAAGAGUCAGUAUCGUUGUUGUGCAAUCACCCCAGUGUUGAAGGUGUCUAUGAGCGUCAGUUGCCGCUCUUUAUGCGCGCCCUAUUAAAACUGGGAAACAUGUGCUCCGUCGAUGAGAGUCAGAAAGGUGUUCUUGGGAAGGGCCUUGAACAGGGCUUUGAUCUGGCAUCUCUGCUCAAAAGUGAUGCCCAGUCGACAUACCUGGAAGACCCGGCUUCCUUCGGGUAUAUCUACUUGUAUCACGUUGCUUCUGGCGACAGGAAUGUGUUCGCUCUUUUCUCCACCACCAGACAAGACGCGCAUAUUAUCGUUUUGAGUCGAAGUCGCGAUGCACAGAUCCCGAAUGCUGAUAAAAUCUAUGCUGAACUGUAUCGUCAAAAAGUCCAGGACGAGGCUCUGGUGCAGACUAUCUUCGAAUAUCAGCCUGGCAUAAAUGUCAAGGUUUCACAAGUGACGACCAGAAGAAAAGCGCACCUUGAGCUGGCGGAUGUGCUGAAAAAGUGGCGGUCGGACGAGACGAAGCCGACAAUAAUUCUCCUCCAGACAACCGCACACAACAGCUUGAUUCACGAUGUCCGCCCCAUUAGGGAUUACCCUGUCAUACUUCUCCCGGCGGAGCAAUCUGACAUAGAUCUCCCUUCACUGUCUUGGCAGGCCCAUGCCAUCAGGCAGUUAAUCUCUCACUAUUUCAACGUGUCAGGGUGGGUGGUGCAUCUGAUUGAGCUUGCUCGAUACGGUGGAGUACCUCUGUGCAAUCUCGAAAGGGACGAUCCUCGGUUCCUCAUCGACCUAGCCUAUGCGCGGAGGUUGAAGAGGAGCAAUGUCGUCCUGUGGUGGUCCGAUCAAGCUCGCCCAGAUCAUGGUGGACAUGAGCGCGAUGAUAUUCUAGGCCCGCUCAACGAAAUAGUUGAGAUGCCCUCAAUUAAUAACCCAGGAGCCUACACCUCUGUAUGUGUCGAUGUAUCGGUGCAGAACCUAGCAAUCAACACUAUAUUGACCUCAUCCAUAAUCAAUGACCACGAAGGCUCUACGGAAUCUGUCGCAUUUAACCCAACAGUCGACGAAGAAAAUCCCCUCAACUCCAACAUGGUGAAGUCGAAUGGGGGGUUUGCGCAUGCAGCGCUCGAGGUACUGCGAGACAUGGUCAAGUCAUGGUGGGCAGAAGCUUGUGGCGGUCAUCGACUUGCAGACGUAAUGGUGCAAAAUCUGCUCCGAUGGGUUGAGGCUCCUUCUUCCUUUCUCUACGAUCGACACCUCCAUUACUAUGUGCAGAUGAUGUCCAAGAAAGCGCUGCAGCAACUCAUCACCGAUUUCCGCCGAGUGGGUUCACAGGUUGUUUUUGCAAGCCCGACACGGUUACUCCUUCAGACGUCGAAGCAAGAGGUCGAGAACGCAUAUGCGUAUUCACAGUACAUUCUCAAGUCGAUCCAACAGAAGCCUCUGUUCCAUUUCCUUGGGCUCGAGGUGAAAGACUACUGGGAUAUUUUGCUCUGGUACGACGCAUACAAUUACGGCGGCAAGGGCACUCCCACAGUUACAGAGCGAACCAAUCAUUCCAGUCUCGAAACCGUUGUGCAUUGGCAACUUUCACAAUUCCUGCCCCUGCCUUUACAGCCUGUAUUCGAUGACUGGGUAAUUGUCUUCAUCGAGUUGAUGCAAAACUUGAAAAGACCGUCAAACUCAUCCCAAAGCACACCUGCUAUUCGACCUACACAACUGCCCUCUUCAUUCAUCAGUUUGACAGAAGAUCCAACCAGCACUGAGAUUACAACCGUCCUACAAGACGAGUUUUCCAAGCCCCUCAAAAAACAAAUCACAAGUUUGAUCCGGCGUCAACGGGAGGAAUUAUUGCACCCGGAACUGGCCAGCGAUUGGAUGUUCCCAUCUCUGCCAGGAGGGACUCUGGAGUCAAGUGAUCCGCGCCAUCCACAUGACCCAGUGCUGGAACUGGUAAAAUCACUCAUGCAGAUAAUCUCCUUGUCGAAAUCUCUUCAACUCGAAGCGCGGCUUCUCCGCAAAGAGCUUCUCGCCUUAUUCGACGUCCGCGAGUUUGGGAAAGAGGCCCGCUUUGAAAAUCCUAGUGCGAGUUUGCGCUUCGAGAAUCUCAUCUGCGACACAUGUACCAUGACUAGGGACCUGGAUCUGUGCCGUGAUGAGGAUAUUCUACCGGACCUCAACGAAAGUGGGGUGGGGACGAGCAAUAAACCUUGGAUCUGUAAUAGUUGUGGGGCGGAAUACAACAAAAUCGUGCUUGAGGAGAAACUGAUAGCGAGGGUUCAGUCGAUGUUGUUAACCUGGCAGGCACAAGAUAUCAAAUGCAAGAAGUGUGGUGGUCUGCAAGGCGACGACAGUGUGUUUGCAGAUCAUUGUUCAUGCGGCGGAGAGUGGAUUGCAACCGUGGAUGUGAAAGAUAUAAGGUCGAGGUUGAAGGUCAUGGAUCGAGUAGCCGGUAUAUACGGGUUGAGGAUGAUGAAGGCUGUUGUGGAGGAGGUCAAGACUAUGUGUACGAUAUCAUGA